Messenger RNA from Cuculus canorus (common cuckoo), 7229 nucleotides. RefSeq names its product cell adhesion associated, oncogene regulated (gene CDON). The record is from RefSeq and is a predicted model, not a curated record. Gene Ontology annotation, cellular component: plasma membrane; axon. Gene Ontology annotation, molecular function: protein binding. NCBI's taxonomy places the organism in Eukaryota, Metazoa, Chordata, Aves, Cuculiformes, Cuculidae. Gene Ontology annotation, biological process: cell-cell adhesion; axon guidance; nervous system development.
AAAAUCACCUGGUUGAAAAUGUAAAACAAGCUCCCUCGCUCUGAGGCUCAGGCCAGCCCUACAGGGAGGCGCAGAGGGGUGUGCUCGCAGAAGGACCCUCGGAGACAUGGUGGAAGCUGUCUCGGUGCCUCAUUGUAAUCUGGAGCUUCGUGCUCUCCACUCCUGUCCUCUGGCGCUAUGCAUCUGGAUCCUCAACGCUUACAGGCACUGCUCGUCAUCGCCACUGUGGGUCUCAUCUCUGCCACUGGCUCAGAUUUAACUCCCCGUUUUAUUUCUGAGCCCCUAUCGACUGUCCAGAAGCCUGGUGGAUCCAUCCAGCUCCACUGCUCUGCUGAGCCCUCCACGGCUCAGCUUUCCUGGCUGUUUAAUGGGCAGCCCCUGGACAGCAAGGUGGGAGAAGUGGACAUCCAGGCAGGAUUUUUGACAGUCGUCUCCCUCAGCCUCUCAAUGUCUGGUCGCUAUCAGUGUGUCGCUAACAGCAGUGUGGGUGCCGUGCUGAGCAGGCCUGCAGUGGUAUCGAUGGGCAGUAAGUCUGGCUGAUUUGAUACAUCAGUGAAACCUGGCAUUGCAGUGGAGGAGGGUGGAACAGCGUUUAUCAGCUGCAAGGUGCCAGAAAGUAACCCAAAAGCACAGGUUCGCUUCCAAGUGCGGGGAAGGUGGCUGGAACAAUCAACAGACAACUACCUAAUUCUUCCAUCUGGAAACCUGCAGAUUUUGAAUGUAUCUUUAGAAGACAAAGGAUCCUAUAAAUGUGCAGCGUACAACCCCGUGACUCACGAUCUCAGAACAGAACUCACUGGACAAACGCUCACAGUCACUCGCUCUUCCUCACAUGGCUUCCACGCAUAACUUCACCCCCUGGCAUCCAGAGCCUGCAAGUGCCCGCACAGCUCUCUGAUGCUGGAAUGUGUUGUCAGCGGGUUGCCUCCAGCCUCUGUCCGCUGGAUUAAAGACGGCCAGGAUGCUCUGAGAAAAGCAGGUUGGAAACUGCUGCACUCCCAUCUGGUGACGGAGAGCUUGAGGACACUGGACUCUGGAAAUUACUCUCCUGCGUGGUGGGAAAUGGACUUUGGAAGUGUGAAAUACAUUAACUAUUCACUUACUGUACUUGAACCUGCCUCAAUCUCCAAAGGGCUGCAAGAUGAAACCGUGGCUGCUGGAGACACUGCGCAUUUCUGGUGCGACAUCCAGGGAAGCCCUGCUCCGACCCUCACCUGGCUCCACAAUGCAGCUCUCCUGCAGCUCUCUCCACGGCAUCUGCUGUAUGGGACCAUCUGUGGAUCCGUGCUGUCGCCCCUGAGGGACUCUGGCUUUGUACCAGUGGUGUGGCAGACAACGGGGGUUGGAUUUAUGCAGUCCACUGGGACACUUCGUGUCCAGACAGGCAAGGACUCCAGGCCCAUUAUCGUUUCUCCACCAGCAAGCGUCACAUUUAGUGGAUGGUGGGAUGUGACGCUGUCCUGCAAUGCACUGGCCACCCCCCUUCCUGUGAUCCGUUGGUACGACAGCAGAGGACUUGUACCAAGCCACCCUUCCAGGUGCUUCAUUCAAAACUGCAGAAACCCUCCUCAAGCAAAGGGGGGCAGUGCUGUUGGAGAGACCACCUACUUCUCCGUGUCCCAAGCGGGCUGGAGCUCCUUGCACAUUGGGAGUGUGACUCCUGAGCAUGCUGGCGAGUACACAUGUGGAAGCCAUCAACACGCACGGCUCCAUGACGUCAAAGCCUUCCUUACAGUCGUUCCUUUAGAAACUGGCAGGAAAGCUGAAGAAACGGCUCCCAUGGAAAUUGCCCAAAGCGAUGAAAGUGAUUUUGGUGCAGAAACAGCUUUUUCAAGCUCGCCUCCAACAAAAUUGCAUUUGGAUGCAGCUGUAACAGAAAAAGCGUGGAAUGGUGCUGCUCCCCCCGAAGCGCCCAUCAUCCUUAGCCCCCCGCAGACGCAGAAGCCGGACGUGUACACCCUGGUGUGGCGCUCAGGGAGGGACGGAGGCUCGUCCAUCAACGCCUACUUUGUCAAAUACCGCAAGCUGGAUGACAGCGUCAGCGCAGCAGGUGGCUGGCACACGGUGCGUGUCCCUGGCAGUGAGAACGAGCUGCGGCUCACCGAGCUGGAGCCCUCCAGCCUCUAUGAAGUUCUGAUGGUGGCAAGGAAUGCUGCUGGUGAAGGGCAGCCUGCUAUGCUGACGUUUCGCACCAGCAAAGAAAGAACGGCAUCCUCGAAAAACACUCAGGCUCCAUCUCCUCCUGUGGGCAUUCCUAAACAUCCCGUCAUUCACGAAGGGACAAAUAAUUUUGGUGUCAUCCUUCCAGACCUGUCUCGACACAGCGGUGUUCCAGAAGCUCCUGACAGACCCACCAUCUCCACAGCAUCAGAAUCGUCCGUCUAUGUCACGUGGAUACCACGAGCAAAUGGUGGCUCCCCCAUUACUGCUUUUAAAGUGGAGUAUAAACGCCUGGGUCGGAACAGUGACUGGGUGACUGCAGCUGAUAAUAUUUCUCCUUCGAAACUGUCUGUGGAAGUUCGUAACUUGGAGCCAGGAGAAAUGUAUAGGUUCCGUGUGAUUGCUGUGAACAACUAUGGGGAGAGCCCACGCAGUGCAGCAUCUCGCCCUUACCAAGUAGCGGGAUUUACCAGCCGGUUUUCCAGCCGCCCGAUUGCAGGACCUCACAUUGCUUAUACUGAAGCCAUCAGUGACACUCAGAUCAUGUUAAAAUGGACGUACAUUACAUCCAGCAACAACAACACACCCAUCCAAGGAUUUUAUAUCUAUUACCGACCUACGGACAGCGACAAUGACAGUGACUACAAGAGGGAUAUCGUGGAAGGUACAAAGCAAUGGCACAUGAUAAAUCACCUGCAGCCAGAAACAUCGUACGACAUUAAAAUGCAGUGCUACAACGAAGGUGGUGAAAGCGAGUACAGCAACGUGAUGAUCUGUGAAACCAAAGUGAAACGCACACCGGGAGCAUCCGAAUAUCCAGUGAAGGACUUGAGUACACCACCAAAUGCCCCUGAGCGGGUUGGCGCAGGCGGAGCGGGGCCUUCCAGUGGCCCUGUUCGGAGCAGUGACAUGCUGUACCUCAUUGUGGGGCUGGUCCUGGGUGUGAUGGUCCUUAUUCUCAUUGUUUUCAUUGCCAUGUGCUUGUGGAAGAACCGUCAGCAAAAUGCCAUGCAGAAGUAUGACCCUCCUGGCUAUCUCUAUCACGGAGCAGAUAUCAGCGGGCAAAUGAUUGAGUACACAACUUUACCCGGCACAAGCCGAGUCAAUGGCAGCAUCCAUGGAAACUUCAUAAGCAGCGGCCUCAGCAACGGCUGUCCACACAUCCAUCAUAAAGUUGCUAAUGGAGUUAAUGGGAUUGUGAAUGGAGGUGCUGGGCUGUACCCAAGGCACAGCAACUCCCUGUCCAGGACACACGUGGACUAUGACCAUCCCCAUCAUCUUGUAGACGGGCGUGGGAUGUACCAGCAGUGCCACAAACCGGACCCCGCCGAGUGUGUCCAUUGCCGAAACUGCCGGAACAAUAACAGGUGUUUCACCAAACCCAGCAACGCUUCCAGCAGCAGUGCCCUACCCGCCGUGCCCGUGGCAGCACUGGAUCAGGAUGGUUUGGAGAUGGAACCUCUGCAUCACCAGGUGAUGGUGGCCGUGGGCCUGGCCUCCACCGUCCCAGAGUGCAGUGCCCAGCGGGAGGAGCGGGGCAAGGAGAAAGCAGAGCAGCCCUCCACCCAGCAUCCCUGCUGUCAAGAAGGCAUGGACCAGCUCUCCAUGGAUUACACAGAUGGUGGCAAUUGCGUGCACUCGGAAACCUCGAACCACAUUUUGAGCUGGGGUCCCCUUAUUCUGCAGCCUGUUUCAAAGGACUGUCAGGGAAAACCAGGAUGGAGUUCAUCCAGCAUCACCUUAACCAGUUCUGGGGACCUUCGGCAGCUCCAGCUGCAGGAAACCUGCAGAAGUGACCAUUGUCCCCACUGAAUGCUAGUAACUGCCCAGCGGAGUUGUUGAAAAGGGAGUGAUGGAGGGAUGUUAAUUAUAACAGAGAGAGUCACUAUUUAUUUUUUUGUAGCAGUGUCAUAUGACUGUAUCUCGUUUUUAAAAAUGGUUGCCUUUUUAUAUUAUUUAUGCCUUGAAAUUCCUUUUUUUCCCUCCCCCUCGACCUGACAAACCAGCCUGGUUGUGUGUAUCAAAAAGAAUUGCAAUAAUGUAAUAAGCGACAAUGGGAGAUGUGGUGUGUCUGCCAUGGCGUAUUGGCAGCACAAGAAGCACUUCCGAGGAGUCGGAUAUGGGGAUGGAGUGCAGCGGGUCUGGUGCUUUUGCCCGAUGGUGCCACCUUCCUGGCAGCUCAGCAUCGCAGCACUCAAACCCUCCUUUCCAUGAAUGCUUCCCAUCCUCUCAGCUUCUGCGGGAAGAACCCAGUGGCUAAAUAAGAAAACAAGAAGAAUGAAUGUAGGCUGAGUCUGCAGAGCGUGGCUUGAGCAGCAGGUCUCAGUCUGGUGACGGUUUGUGUCUUCAGGUGCUUGAUAACCCUUAGGUUUGUGGCAGCGCAGAUGAAAAUCUAGCCUGCCUCACCUUCCAACUUGCAGAAGAGAAAAUCCAGUGCAUCUGUCCCUUGAACUUCUUGGUUUGAAGUAACACAAACAGCUUGAAGAGCCUCCAGAGUAGCAGUUCCCACUGACCCUGCACACAACUGUAAGAACCCUGCCUGCCCCUCGGGAACAGCACGAUGGAGGAGUUGCAAGGGGAACUGCAGGGUUUGGGUUUUUUUCUUUCCUUUCCAAAUUCAAUCAGAGUAAAUAAACCAAACGGGAGCUUGUAAAGCACUCUGUCCCCCAAAAAGUCCAGAAUGCAUAACCCAGGAAUGAGGUGCGUAAAUUAUAAUUCCAGCCACCCCAAGGUGACAACGUGCAGCUGCCUUUUCACAGGGCAGAGUUUUCUAGGCAAGGCUGCGGGGCUGGGAAGGGAGGAGGCGCUGGUGUGGCUGGAGCUGCUGCAAAUCCCUCAGGGAGCAGAGGUGCUGCAGGUGCAGCAAGCUGCUCUGCGAGUCAUGUGGGCUUGGGGAGCGAUUUCUGUUCAAGGAGGAAGCUUUUGCAAUCUGCUCUGGUGGCAGCGUCUCUUUGGGGACUGUUCUAAGCAUUGGAGUGGGUUUUUUUUCCUUUUAUUAUUUAGAAAUAUAUCAGGUUUUUGCUUUUCUUUUUAUGGUUGAGCAUCCUCCUAGCCAGAGCUGCCCCACUCUGAACCUCCCUGUUAAACCCUAUGUCGGCACCCUGGGCCCGUAGGCUCUGACUGCCACUCACCCUGCAAAGUCCUGCAAAGCCCGUAGGCUCUGACUGCCACUGCAAAGCCCUGCUCCUGCCUCUUCCUUUUUCUUCUCUCCUAAACCCACCCCUCUCCUGUGGCUUUAGCCACACUGGAUUUUUCCUUCACAAGACCUGCUGUAAGGCUUUCCUCAGUUUCCAACAGUAGCCAAGUGGUUGGUUAUUCCUUCUGGCUGCUUUGUUUUCUCCAAAAGCUGGGAUUUAGCCACAUUUUUCAAUGAUCUCUCAGACCCUGUGUUUGCCCCUCUUUCUCAAGGCUGUGUCAUGUAAAGACGCUGUCUUUUCCUAAGAAGCUGUAGCAUUCACAGAAUCACAGAAUGCCCUAAGAGGGAAGGGACCCACAAGAACCAUCGACUCCAACUCCUGUCCCUGCACUGGACAACCCCACAAUUCACACCUUGGGGCUGAUGGCGUUGGCCAGAUGCUUCUGAAAUACUGUAAGGCUUGGUGCCGUGACUGCUUCCCUGGGAGCUGUUUCUGUGCUCCACCACCCUGUGAAGGACAAACCUUUUCCUAAUGUCCAGCCUAACCUGCUGCUGGUUCAUCUCCCUGCCUUUCCCUUGGGUCAGAGAGAAGUGCUCAGCACCUGAUCCUACUCCCCUGGUGAGGAAGGUGCAGAGCACGCUGGGGUCUCCCCUCCAGGCUGAACAGACCAAGGGACUUUGACUGUUGCUCACACACUUCCCCUCCAAAUCCUUCACCAACUCCGUGCCCUCCUCUGGACACUCCAGCAGUUUUAGACCGUUCAUAUCCCGUGGCUCCCAAACUGCCCCCAGUGCUCAAGGUGGGGCCGCCCCAGUACGGAGCAGAGCAGGACAGUCCCCUCCCUCGCACGGUGGGUGAUGCUGUGCUGGAUGCACCCAGGACACGGUUGCCCUCUUGGCUGCCAGAGCACUGCUGGCUCGUGACCAACUUGCCGUGGGCCAGAACCCCCAGAACCCCCGAUCCCUUUCUGCAGGGCUGCUGUCCAGCCUUGCGCUUCCCGAGCUGUCCAUCCAUCUGUGUCCUGGGGGCAAAACCCAGUCCUUGUCCUCUUAACCUCCCUGCGGUUGUGAUUGCCCAGUCCCCCCAUUUGCCCAAUCCCUCUGUGGGGCCUCUGUGCCCUCAAGGGUGGCAGCAGCUCUCCCAGUUCCAUGACAUCCCCAAACUGAGUUAUUAAACCUUCCAGCCCUGCAUCCAGGUCAUUUCUAAGGACGUUAAAGAGCGCUGGCCCUGGGAUGGACCCUGCGGAACCCCACUAGGGACUGGUCGCCAGCCCGAUGUGACUGCAGUCACUGUGACCCUUUGAGCCGGCCCCUCAGCCCAUUCUCCCCCAUGGCACUGUGGGUUUGUCCAGCCGAGUGCUGGGCGGUUCGUUCAGGAGGAUCCUCUGAGAGAUGGGGUCGAAGGCUUUGCUGAAAUCCAGAAUAAUUACAUGAACUGGUUUCCCUUGGUCAACUCGGUGGGUAACCUCAUCAUAGAAAGUGAUGAGCUUUGUCAGGCAGGACCUGUGCUGGCUGGGAACAGUGAGUCUUUUAGAUGUUUUUCAGUGGCUCCCAAAAGAAUCUUCAUGAUCUCCCCAGGCACUGAAGUGACACUGACAAGCCUGGGGUUACCGGGGCCAUCCCUGCUGCCCUUCUUGAAGACUCGGACAACAUCUGCCAGCAUUCAUUCAACCGGUACCUCUGCAGAUUCCCAAGAGCACCAGAAAAUCAUUGAAUGAGGCUUCACUCUGACCUCAUCCAGCUCUAAGUACCCUCGGAUGAAGCCCAUCAGGCCCCAUCGCCUUACAGGGGUCCACUUGGAGCAGCAAAUCCCACACAAAUUUGGGUUGGUUGGGAGUUUAUCCUUUGCACAGUCUUGGUCCUCCAGCUCUGGGCUCUGGGGAGGCUUGAGCCCAUCACCAAGGCGAAGAAAGCAUUAAACAUCUCUGCUUUG